This is a messenger RNA of Labeo rohita (rohu), 1433 nucleotides long. RefSeq lists its product as uncharacterized. Gene Ontology annotation, biological process: negative regulation of endopeptidase activity. The record is from RefSeq and is a predicted model, not a curated record. Gene Ontology annotation, cellular component: extracellular region. The coding region runs from base 89 to 1000 and encodes 303 amino acids. The transcript is spliced from 8 exons. Gene Ontology annotation, molecular function: cysteine-type endopeptidase inhibitor activity. NCBI's taxonomy places the organism in Eukaryota, Metazoa, Chordata, Actinopteri, Cypriniformes, Cyprinidae.
CUGUUUACUAGCAAGCAGACAGAAGCAUAUGGCAGAUAAAGACUGUGUUUGCUGAUAGCUGCAGCAAAAGUGUUCAAGAAAUACAAAGAUGAGGAUGCAGACUUUGCUCUUGGUGUUGCUGGUGUUUGUGUUCGGGCAACAUGGCAGCACCUCCCCUAUGCCCACUGAAUGCCAGGACGCCGCCGUGGUAAAAGCAGCUGAGGAGACUCUAGAGCAGAUAAACCUAGACAGGCAGGAAGGGUAUGUCCUCUCACUGAACCGAAUUUAUGAUGUCAAACAGGACAUAAAGGCAGAAGGCGUGAACCAGUUACACCUGACGAUUGAUGUUCUGGAAACACAAUGUCAUGUGAUCAGCAGGAAAAAGUGGAAAUCUUGUUCUGUUAAGGGGAUCGGCAAUCUACCGGUGUUUGGGACAUGUGGCGCUUCGGUUUCCCUUCAGAGCCCCAUCAAAGUUGAGAAUUACAACUGCACCAUCCAACAAGUGGCAGCUCGAGAUAUAGUAAACACUUGCCCCGACUGUCCAACUGCAGAACGCUUAGAUGAUCCAGUUAUAUCUGAGACCACGAGACUGGCCUUGCAGAAAUUUAACAAAGAGAACGCUUCCCCACAUUUCUUUGCUCUUCUGAAUAUAACAUCAGCCAGCAUGCAGUGGGUCGUGGGUCCGUCUUACUUUGUGGAGUUCACCAUUCAAGAGACUGACUGCAAGAAAAGCACUGCUGAUAUCGACCUCACGCAAUGCAAGCUGAAGGACUCAGCGUCAGCUCAAAAGGGGUUUUGCACUGGUUCACACUUCAACGCUGAAGACGGGCUCGAGAUGAAGGUUCCUGUUGAGGUCAAAUGUGAAAUCUUUCAACCAACUGCUGUUCAGCAAGGACCUUUUGGAUCAGUACAUGUUCUGUCUCCUCCACCCAUCCAAUCUGCCCCCAGAGCCCAGCCCAUGGCCAGCAACUGCCCGGGGGAGAGACGACACAACCUUGGACUGACAGAGCUGAAUCUCUGAUUGAAAUCACUUGAAACCUGGCCAUACAGUUUAAACAAACACUGUAGAUGUUCACAUUUCCCAAAAGACAAAUGUGUUGGCAUUAUCAGAUCUAGAUUUUUUGCACAGGAACAUUGUAAAAUUUCUGUGUAGUUGUCUGAAUAAAGUGCACAAGGAAGAAUGUUCACAAGGCAUUUUAAUAAACACGGCAAACAAAGCAACUGUCACGCAUAGUUGUCAAAACAGACAAUGAUGAAGAACAUUAACUCAUUCCCCGCCAGCUUUUUUUACCAGCCACUGCCAGCAUUUUUGGUGAUUUUCACCUAAAUUUGAUGGCCCUCAGAAUAUUUUCUACUAUGAAUAUAUGAACAUAUUAUAUAUCAAAAUAACGAUCAGAGCCUCUGCUUUUAAACAAGCAAAAAAUAAGUAAAUAAAUAAAUGUAUUCUAUCUUUA